Eufriesea mexicana is the source of this 655-nucleotide messenger RNA. RefSeq names its product small integral membrane protein 13. Bases 428 to 637 code for a protein of 69 amino acids. The transcript is spliced from 2 exons. The record is from RefSeq and is a predicted model, not a curated record. Lineage: Eukaryota; Metazoa; Arthropoda; Insecta; Hymenoptera; Apidae.
UUUACUCGUUGGGUAUUCAAAAUUCGUCAGUCUGUUUUCGUUUUCAUAUAUGUGAUGUUAGUCGAUGUACGAUAUACAAGAUAUUGUAUUUUGGUAAGUUACGUAAUAUAUUUUUGAAAAAUUACGUACUUUGCUAAAUGUUGGCAAAAAAUUUAUUUACACAUUUGGAGGGGGAAAAUUCAUAACCUGUACAUACCAUACACACUAUCCCGUCACUAAUUCAAAAUGGCGUGUUACCAGUGAACGAAAAACGUAGAUCAAAUUUGCGUUUUGAUGUGGUGCUAAAUUCGUCGUUCGUGUUUCUAUAUGUGGUGAAUCGAAUGUUCUUGCUAGGAAAGCAAGAAACAAAGAGGUUAUGACACUAUUCCCGUGUGUAACGUUUUAGGAAGUUUGUUAGUAUAUUCAUAAUCGAAGUACGGAAUUAAUAAUGCAGGAAAUCGUCCUAGCAGCCUUCUCCGUGAUAUCGAGUCUGCUCAUAGUAUUUGGCCUGGUGCUGCUGGGUUGGUAUUUAGUUUGGAAGUUUUUCCUUUCAAGGUUCAGGUUUGUUCGAGAACUGUUGGGUGGAAUGAGUGAAUCUUCACCUGUAAAUGACUUAAAGAAUGGUAGAUCUCGCAUGAAAAAAAUUCGCAGAGAUUAAAACCAUAUUUGUAAAUUU